Photinus pyralis (common eastern firefly) is the source of this 653-nucleotide messenger RNA. Its product is annotated as cold shock domain-containing protein CG9705. Bases 109 to 468 code for a protein of 119 amino acids. Lineage: Eukaryota; Metazoa; Arthropoda; Insecta; Coleoptera; Lampyridae. The record is from RefSeq and is a predicted model, not a curated record. Gene Ontology annotation, cellular component: cytoplasm. The transcript is spliced from 3 exons. Gene Ontology annotation, biological process: regulation of mRNA stability. Gene Ontology annotation, molecular function: mRNA 3'-UTR binding.
AGUUGGUAUUUAUGUUAAAUGUUGAUUUAUUUCUCAACACUACAAUUUUUCAAUAUUUGAGUUGUGAUUUCCUUUCGUUUUAUUUACAAAAUAGAUUUAUCUAAGAAAAUGUCGUCGUUAAGUGUCGAUAAUUCAAACAAGUCCACUAUGACCAUUCCAAGUCCUUUAAUAACGCGAAGAACUCGAACAGCAUCCAUGAGCGAGAGAGCGUUGCAAAGUCCGGAGAUGUCUGGCGCUAUUAAGAGUUUUUGUCGGGAGAAGGGCCACGGUUUCGUUACACCGGCGACAGGUGGCGACGAUAUCUUCGUCCAUGUAUCAGAUGUCGAAGGGGAAUAUGUUCCGUUACCCGGAGACGUUGUGAAAUAUAGGUUGUGUCCAAUACCGCCGAAAAUGGAAAAGUACCAAGCCGUGCACGUACAUAUCACGAAUUUAACGCCGGAAGUACACAAAAAAUGGGAGUUUUGCUAAAUCUUUUUACUUUUAUAAUUUUAAAUGUAUCGUAGGUGGAGGUAUCACAAUUGGAGCGACUAAUAAAAUUGUAUGUUGCCAUAUUUGUUAUACCUAUAAGGUGAUGUUAUAGUUUAUUGUAUCAUUCCUGUUAGUAAACCAUAGUUUUAUUUGUAUGGUGCUAAUAAAUGUACUAAUAUCAUGUA